UAUUCUCUUUAAAGUUUAAUGGUAACACCAUUUGUGUAAGAGAUUUCAUAAUUCCUGCUGUUUGGCGAGAGAAACGCGAAUAAAACCUUAUUUAGCAGCGAUUAUAAUGUCGGCGUCGGGGCAGGGACCUAAGAUAAAGUACGGGGAAAGCGCUCCGAAGCUGGACAAGGCGCAGCUGCAGUUCAUGAAGCUAAUUGAGGAGCAGAACUUGGACCGCGUGCAAAAGUUGAAGCGCGUUCGCCGCAACAAUCUCCUGACCGCCGGCGCCUUGGGUGUCUCAGUUUUGGCUAUCUACGGCUACUCGAUCUUCUCAGUGCAGCAGGAGAAGUUCCUGGACGAUUUCGAGGAGCCGAAGAAGGUGUCUUCUUAG
Molecule: messenger RNA, 370 nt
Organism: Drosophila ficusphila
Lineage: Eukaryota; Metazoa; Arthropoda; Insecta; Diptera; Drosophilidae
Gene: Ccdc56
Product: cytochrome c oxidase assembly factor 3, mitochondrial
Exons: 1
Coding region: 107-370 (87 amino acids)
Biological process (GO): mitochondrial respiratory chain complex IV assembly
Cellular component (GO): mitochondrial inner membrane
Source: RefSeq, a predicted model, not a curated record